CGUCUUUCUUUUGCAAUUUACAACAUGUCAAUAAUCUGUCAAGUUGGCUAGACUCCGAAAUCAAACCAUUAUUUUGAAUUAAAACCAAUCAAUUGAAUGGAGCAAUGCUGCGUGAUAGUAUCAUUUAGUUAAAAUUUGGCAACUGCGUUAGAAGCCGUAUCAAUUAAUAGAAUUUUUCAUAGCGACAUCGAUGGUAAAGAUGCAGUCGUCACUAGAUGAUUUAGUUCAGUAUACACAGCUUUUCAAGCCUGUUCCGACUGUUUUACAAGGCACGGUUUUGCCUUUUCUAUUUAUUUACCCUCUGGUUUUUUAUUCAUGGAUCGUUGUGUACGGUAUAGAAGAUAAUUUCGAGGCAGGAUUCGUGACUGUGGCUGUGAUAGCAACAGUUCAGAUCCUCAUAUGUUUGUGUUGUUACUGGAGUGUUCAUAUCAACUGCUUCCUUUCUUGUUCAGCGGUUAAAGAUCCAAUACAAGCUGAGGUAGUCAAGGUUGUACCGACUUCUAACAAUGGAUCAUCUGAGCUUGUUCGACUACAUCAUACAAAGUCAACAAAAAAAGACAGUAUACACCCAGAUGUUUGGUUCAUAUUUCAAAAGAGUAAAUAUGUGUAUGACUGGGAUAAAAAGAAUUUUCACACCAUAGAAUUUCCUAUCAAUAAAAUUUAUGAAGAAUAUAUGGAGUCCAAAGGAUAUUCUGAUGAUGAGGCUAUUGACUUAGCAGAAAAGGAAUUUGGUAAAAAUGAGAUGGUUAUGGUUGUUCCGGAAUUUAUGGAACUUUUUAAAGAGAGAGCAACAGCACCAUUUUUUGUAUUUCAAGUAUUUUGUGUAGCUCUGUGGUGUUUGGAUAAGUAUUGGUAUUACUCAAUAUUCACACUAGUGAUGUUGGUUAUGUUUGAAUGUACAUUGGUGCAGCAACAGCUCAGAAAUAUGGCUGAGAUCAGAAAGAUGGGCAAUAAGCCUUACAACAUUAAUGUAUAUCGAAACAGGAGGUGGAGACAAAUAACAAGCGAUCAGCUUUUACCGGGUGACAUAGUAUCCCUCACAAGAUCCGUCAACGAAAACCUGGUCCCUUGUGACAUAAUACUCUUACGGGGGUCCUGUAUUGUAGAUGAGUCCAUGUUGACUGGUGAGAGUGUUCCACAAAUGAAAGAAGCUUUGGAAAAUGAAAAGGACCUCCAGCAACAUCUAGAACCUGAGGGUGAUGGUAAACUUCACAUGCUUUUUGGUGGUACUAAGAUUGUACAACAUUCCUCACCAUCCAAAAGCUCACCUUCAGGGCUUAAAGCCCCGGAUAAUGGUUGCAUUGGUUAUGUUAUACGUAAUGGUUUUAACACAUCACAGGGUAAACUGCUAAGAACCAUUUUGUUUGGAGUGAAAAGGGUCACAGCUAAUAAUCUUGAAACUUUUGGAUUCAUAAUGUUUUUGCUUAUAUUUGCUGUAGCUGCUGCGGCCUAUGUGUGGGUCAAGGGUUGCGAAGAUCCUGAGCGAAAUAGAUACAAAUUAUUUUUGGAAUGUACUUUAAUAUUGACAUCGGUUGUUCCGCCUGAACUGCCCAUAGAGUUGUCUCUAGCAGUUAAUACGUCAUUGUUGUCUUUAUCGAAAUUGGCCGUAUUCUGUACAGAACCAUUUAGGAUACCCUUUGCUGGUAAAGUAGAAAUAUGUUGUUUCGAUAAGACUGGAACAUUGACAAGUGAUAAUUUAGUUGUUGAAGGAGUAGCUGGAAUAGGAGAACACAAAGAUGCAACAGUGGUUCCCCUUUCUGAAGCUCCAAUGGAGACUGUUCAAGUUUUAGCAUCGUGCCACUCUUUAGUUCAACUUGACGAUGGAAUUGUUGGGGAUCCAUUAGAAAAAGCUACAUUGAAGGCAGCAGAGUGGAACCUCACCAAAAGCGAUGCUGUAGUACCAAAGAAGGGGAAGUCACCUGGCCUGAAAAUUGUUCAUAGAAAUCAUUUUUCUAGUGCUCUCAAAAGAAUGUCCGUGAUAGCAGGUUAUCAGAUCAAUGAAAGAGGUUUUAUUGAGACUCACUACAUCAGUAGUGUUAAGGGUGCCCCAGAAACAAUCAAAUCGAUGCUUAAGGAUGUCCCUAGUCAUUAUGAUCAUGUUUAUCUAACGCUCUCGAGGAGAGGCGCGCGAGUUUUAGCUCUGGGUUAUAGAAAUUUAGGAAAAUUGACAUCUCAAGAGAUAAGGGAUUUAUCCCGGGAUGACAUUGAAUGUGACCUAACGUUUGUAGGUUUCGUCAUAAUAUCAUGUCCAUUAAAAACGGACUCAAAGAAAGCUAUAGCUGAAAUUGUUCACGCUUCGCAUUCAGUCGUGAUGAUAACGGGUGAUAAUCCGCUGACGGCGUGUCAUGUAGCCAAAGAAUUAAAAUUCAUCCAAAAAGAGGAGGUUUUGAUAUUGACCGAGAGUGAUGGGGAGUGGGCAUGGAAAUCAAUUGAUGAAGAACUAAAUCUUCCAGUGCAACCGUCUCAGAAAACAAAAUCGUUGACCUCGAAAUUCGAUCUUUGCAUAACCGGUGAGGGUCUGACUUUCUUGAAUGAAAAUCAUCGUAAGUUUCUCCUCGAAUUGAUGCCGCACAUCAAGGUUUUUGCCAGAUUCGCGCCCAAGCAGAAGGAAUUCGUAGUGGUCACGUUAAAGUCUUUGGGAUAUACCACGCUCAUGUGCGGCGAUGGAACUAAUGAUGUCGGAGCGUUAAAACAUGCUGAUGUCGGAGUGGCUAUUUUGGCUAAUGCCCCAGAACGAAUCCGCGAGAAACCUCGAGAGGAACGUCCUCCGGAGCCGGAGCGGGGGCGGCGCCCGAGGGACCCGCGCGCCGACGCACGAGCCGACGCCGCCGCCAGAUUCCGCCGCGCCAUGAAGGAACUCGAAGACGACGACCAACCGCAGGUGGUGAGGCUCGGAGACGCUAGCGUCGCGGCUCCUUUUACCAGCCGACUCUCAAGUAUACUUUGCAUUUGUCACAUCAUCAAACAAGGCCGUUGCACGCUGGUGACCACGCUGCAGAUGUUCAAGAUCCUAGCGCUGAACGCUUUGAUAUUGGCGUACAGUCAGUCCGUGUUAUAUUUAGACGGAAUCAAAUUCAGUGACACCCAAGCGACGUUGCAGAGUUUGUUGUUGGCGUCGUGUUUCUUGUUCAUUUCGAGGUCUAAGCCAUUGAAGCAGUUAUCCAAAGAGCGUCCAUUGCCAAAUAUAUUCAAUAUGUAUACUAUCAUGACGGUGCUCAGUCAGUUCGCGGUCCACUUCCUGUGCCUCAUUUAUUUGGUGCACGAGGCUACAGUGAGAUCUCCUGGCCGGGACAAUAAACCGAAAUUAGAUAUGGAUUUAGCUGAAGACGAAGAUCGAGAAUUCGCUCCAGAUUUACUGAACAGCACCGUUUAUAUUAUAUCAAUGGCGUUACAGAUUUCCACUUUUGCUAUCAACUACAGAGGUGAACCGUUCAUGCAAGGUUUGAAGGACAACAAACCAUUACUGUACAGCAUUGUGAUAUCCGGAGGGGCGGUGCUUGCUCUCGCAGCCGGGAUAUUCCCUGACCUCUCCAACAUGUUCGAAAUAGUAUACUUCCCACCGGAUUACCGGGUGAUACUCGUGCAAGUUUUGAUAGCUGAUAUGUUGUUCGCGUAUUUGGUGGACCGUUUCUGUUUGUUCCUCUUCGGGGAAGGGCGGAUUCCUAAGACGUAAUUAUGAAACGCGACCCUUCGAAAUCAUUCCCUCGGGAUUAACGAUAGUAUCAUACGUGUAAAUGAAUUAUAACAGUCUUCUGAAUACUGACCUCCGGGACUUAGUGUAAUCGCUCAAAUAUUUUGUGCAUUUAAAUGAAUAUGUUGAUGGUAUUUAUUAAAUAAAUAUUUGUGUAGUGA
This is a messenger RNA of Bombyx mandarina (wild silkworm), 3852 nucleotides long. RefSeq names its product endoplasmic reticulum transmembrane helix translocase. Gene Ontology annotation, biological process: intracellular calcium ion homeostasis; transmembrane transport. Gene Ontology annotation, cellular component: endoplasmic reticulum membrane. Gene Ontology annotation, molecular function: ATPase-coupled monoatomic cation transmembrane transporter activity; P-type ion transporter activity; ATP hydrolysis activity. Lineage: Eukaryota; Metazoa; Arthropoda; Insecta; Lepidoptera; Bombycidae. The record is from RefSeq and is a predicted model, not a curated record.